AUGGACGAAGAAGACGAUGACUUCUAUGAUCCCGUCGAUACGGUCCCGGCGACCCAAUCGCAACAUCCACCUCAAAAUGAGACCCAGGAAGACAACCACAUAGACGACGAGGAGGAAGUUGAAGAAGAUGACGACGAUGAUUUCAACAUCAUUACAGAAGCCCCCGAAGGCGCGCCACCACCCGAGCCCUCCCAUCCUCGCCAUGCGAGCCUACGACAAGAGCCGUCAAGGCCAAAUUCCACCGAUCCAGGCUCGGUAGCGAUGUCUGCGACUCCGUCCGCGACGCCACGACACGAGAACACGACUCCGCAAGUCGGCCACCCAACCACAGAUGCUUCGAACGAAAAGCCCGGCUCUGCCUACCCGGCCAUUCGCAGCUCAACCAUUGAUGUCGAAGCGAACCCUGUUCACCCUACGACCGGGAAGCCCAUCAUGUCCACCGACAUGGACGCCGAUCUCCCUGGCGACGACAAGCCCUGGCGACGACCGGGAACAGAUCUCUCAGACUACUUCAACUACGGAUUUGAUGAAUUCACCUGGUCAGGUUACUGUCUUAAACAGCAAGGCGUGCGCCAAGAAGUGAACAGUCAGAAGAAGCAAAUGGACGAUAUGCAGGCUUUCAUGGGCAUGGGUAUGCCACUGCCCGGUGGACCCCCCGCUGCCCCCGCCAGUGCCGCUCCCCCGAUGCCUGGAAUGCCCGGCAUGCCCGACAUGAAUCCCGAUAUGAUGCAAGGCAUGCUAGCAUCCAUGAUGUCGCAAGGCUUGGACCCUUCUGCCAUGGACCCCAUGGCCUUCAUGCAACACGCGCAGUCCAUGAUGCCCGGCGGAGGCCAGCAAGGGCAAGCUGGCUUUAGCGGCCAAGCUCAGAACCAGGGCUUCAACCAAGGUGGCCAGGGCCAGAUGGGCUAUGGAGGAUAUGACCAACGUGGGGGUUACGGUGGUGGACGAGGUCGUGGACGCCGAUGGUAG
Messenger RNA from Penicillium olsonii, 969 nucleotides. Lineage: Eukaryota; Fungi; Ascomycota; Eurotiomycetes; Eurotiales; Aspergillaceae. The record is from the annotation of a GenBank genome assembly.